Messenger RNA from Aspergillus melleus, 2103 nucleotides. RefSeq lists its product as uncharacterized. The record is from RefSeq and is a predicted model, not a curated record. The coding region runs from base 555 to 2006 and encodes 483 amino acids. Lineage: Eukaryota; Fungi; Ascomycota; Eurotiomycetes; Eurotiales; Aspergillaceae. The transcript has a single exon.
GCCAAGAGGCCUCACUUCCAACUUCAAACACCGACUCCCACUGGCCUUGCAGAUGGCAGAUUGGCACCGUCUGUGGGUGCCUCUUGUGGGCCCACACUACGGAGUCCAUUUCAAGGCUCCGUGCAGUCAAUGACCAACGUACCGUGCGACUGCUAUCUCUUUCCUGAUUUGGCCCUCUCGAGUCUCGAGUACUCUGGUCUCCGGAAAGUCAGAGUUGAUGAUCUCGCCACGUAUGUCCGACAAUCCCUGCAGCAUCACUCUUACCACUCCGAUGUACUACGGAGUAAUGACGGGAAAAGAUGGCCAAUCUUCCCUGACCGACUGGGGUAGUUUUCUAACACACCCCUUUAGUUCACAUGCGUAUGCCAUCGCUCUUGCUGAUAAGGCUGGUCAGCAGUGACUAGCAGAUGGCUCUUGGCACCUGUCAAAAGUUCCUCGCUAUCAUGCCCCUGUCCCUGUUGCCGUUGAACCCCGCAUAAAGCUCUCGAGCCUCGUGGUUCUACCCUAAUCAUCUUGCUUGAGCAUCUCGUUUCUUGCCACAACCGAUUCUAAUCAUGCCGCAGCAAGAAAUUUACCAUCUCCAUCCGACCGGCUGGGAGAACGAUCCCGAGGAAGAGAGAUUCAAAUCCUCAACCCUCGAUUACCUGACCGCUUGCACGUACAACAACUAUGCCCUAUUCUUCCGACUAGACGAUGCCGAAAAGAGCAGGACCGUUGAGGUCUUGAAAGAGGGCUUGGAGCGCAUGCUCAGCCAAGUGCGACACCUAUGUGGAACGAUCGAGAGAGAUCCCACCGGUGGACAUUGCUUUGUGAAAAAGAAGGACAGUACCGUUCGUUUCUUCGUGCAGCACUUGGAGGAAGACGACAAAUACCCGUCUUUCGAUGAGAUCCAGAAGACCAAUUUCACCGCCGUCCCUUUGGGAGACCUCAAGGACUGGAGUGUGUCUCCCAUGACAUAUGGGGAGAAGGCAGAAGCCCAUCCCGACUCUAGUCCGGUGGUGUCUGCUUUCAAGGCCAAUUUUGUACGUGGAGGAUUGGUCUUCAACAUGCACCAUCAUCACUAUGCGAACGAUGUCAUGGGCUGGGCUGCAUACACCCAUCAACUAGCCGAGCAUUGCAAGGCCAUUGUCAACAAUACGACUCCUCCGCCAUGGGAUCCGACCCUCCUUGAUCGAUCGCGUCUCUUGAAGCCCGAACCCCCCGAGGAGAAGAAGAUCAAUGGACCUCCUCAGCCCGAGAUGCACCCAGCUCAUACAGAGUCUGUGUCACUACUGUUCCACUUGCCCAAGAGCAAAGCAGCCGAGUUGAAGAAACAGGCUUCUCCGACAGAUGGUUCCUGGAUCUCGACCUACGAUGCCUUUUCGGCCUACAUCUGGCGCACAUUCUCCCGUCUCCGAGCCCCAGUCUUCAAUGCAGACCUCUCUCAGCCCAUUUUCUGGUCUGAGGCAGUCGACAUGCGUCGACGCUUCCACAGCCCCAAGGUCCACCCACGCCUCCAAGGCAACAUCAUGUUCGCCGCCUUUUCUCCGUCCGCACCAGUUCCCCAGCCCACCCUCGCCGAGGUCAUCUCCGAGUGGUCUUUGCCGCAACUUGCCUCGUUCAUCCGCAAGCUCACCAACAGCGUGACGCAAGAGAACCUCGACGAGGCUCUGAGUGCGGUGGCGCUUGUUCGUGACAAGACCACCAUGAACAUCCGGAUCAACUCGUACCCACCUCUCUCCAUCCUGCAGACAGACCACCGCGAUGCGAACAUCACUGCCGCGGACUUUGGCUUUGCAACGCCAAUCACAUAUCGUCAUUUGAUGGACAGUGUUUCUCAGGGUGUGAUGAUCAUCUACCCACCGCGCAAGGGAGGGCCUGAGUCAGAUGAAGGACCCGAGUUCUCUCUUGCGUAUGAGAAGAGCCUGGCGCAAACGCUCAUUGAUGAUCCUAAGUGGAACAAGUUCUUCGAGUAUCGUGGGGUGGACGCUGUGGAUGCAGGAUGGGAUUCUUCGGUGAAGAAUUAGAUGUGAAGUAGUGGUUAGCGAAUAGUAAAUACCGUUUCUUUCGUACAUUGACUUUUCGUGGAGAAAUGUCUAAAUUCUCUUUACCCCUGUUCGUUUU